Messenger RNA from Spirodela intermedia, 4305 nucleotides. NCBI's taxonomy places the organism in Eukaryota, Viridiplantae, Streptophyta, Magnoliopsida, Alismatales, Araceae. The record is from the annotation of a GenBank genome assembly.
AUGCAUGUAAGGUCCAAUAUGGGGGAUGGUUUUCGAGUUAGUACUUCAAGUGUGCCCAGCAACUCAAGUCAAGGGUCUGGACCAGAUGACUGUGAAUCUUUGGGCGAUGUCUAUGUUUGGGGAAAAGUGUGGUUUGAUGGAGUAGAUGGAUGUUCAAAAACUGAUGUAUUGCUCCCCAAGUUGCUAGAAUCUAAUAUAGUUUUAGAAGUCCAACACAUUGCUUGUGGUGCUCGACAUGCUGCUCUUGUAACAAGACAAGGUGAGGUAUUCACUUGGGGUGAGGACAAUGGUGGAAGACUUGGUCGUGGGUAUCAUACGGAUUUUAGUCAUCCUCAACUUAUUGAAUCUUUGGCAAUAUACAACAUAGACUAUGUUGUUUGUGGAGAACAUCAUUCGUGUGCUAUAUCAGUAUCUGGUGAUCUAUAUACAUGGGGAAAUGACAAUUUGCAUGUUGGAUUUCUUGGUCAUGGAACAGAUGUCAGCCAUUGGAUUCCUAAAAGAGUUUCUAGUCCCCUUGAAGGAUUUCAAGUGUUAUAUGUUGCAUGUGGUUCUUGGCAUUCUGCUUUGGUUACAUUUAGUGGGAGGCUAUAUACAUUUGGUGAUGGCACAUUUGGAGUCUUAGGUCAUGGGGAUCGAGAGAGCAUUGCUUACCCUAGAGAGGUUGAAUCAUUGAAUGGAUUAAAAACUAUAAAGGUUGCAUGUGGAGUGUGGCACACAGCAGCCAUUGUUGAGAUCUCAGGACAAUUUGGUGUUAAUGUUAUAUCAAGGAAGUUAUUUACGUGGGGUGAUGGAGAUAAAUAUCGUCUAGGUCAUGGUGAUAGAGAAUCUAGGUUAGUCCCCACAUGUGUCUCAUCACUUAUUGAUUACAACUUCCAUCAAUUAGCUUGUGGGCAUACUCUCACUGUUAGUUUGACAACUUCAGGACAUGUUUUUACAAUGGGAAGCACUUGCUAUGGACAACUUGGAAACCCUCACUCUAAUGGCAUAAUUCCAUGCAUUGUUCAAGACAGGCUUGUAGGAGAGUUAGUUGAGGAAAUUGCAUGCGGAGCAUAUCAUGUUGCUGUUGUAACAUCAAGAAGUGAGGUGUUUACAUGGGGAAAAGGAGCCAAUGGAAGGCUAGGUCAUGGAGAUAUAGAGGAUCGGACAACACCCACCUUGGUUGAGGCUUUGAAAGAUAAACAUAUCAAAAGCAUAUCAUGUGGUUCUAAUUUUAUGGCAAGUAUAUGCAUUCAUAAGUGGGUUUCCAGCAUUGAUCAAUCGUUUUGUUCAGGAUGUCGACAAGCAUUUAGUUUCACGAGAAAAAGUCACAAUUGCUACAACUGUGGUCUUGUACACUGUCAUGCUUGUAGCUCUAAAAAGGUCAUGAGAGCUGCAUUGGCCCCAACUUUGAGAAAGCCCCAUCGUGUGUGCGACUCGUGUUACACGAAACUUAAAGCAUUAGAAACUAAAAAUGUGUCAUCUGAUGCUAAGAAAUCUCUCACACAUCGGCGGUCAUUGGAUUAUAGGGAAAAAUCUGAAAAGAAAGAAAUGAAGCUUUCAAAGGUUUUGUUAGCACCUAUUGUAGAUCCUCUUAGGUACUAUGAAUCUAAGAUGGUUAAGCAAGGAAUAAAAGAAGAUUUUUCAUCAUUAUCUCAUACAUCUCAAAUUCCAUCUCUAUUGCAACUAAAAGAUAUAUCAUUCUUUGGUUCAAUAAGUGCGCUCCAAGUUGCUUUGAAACCAGUUGUCACAUCAGCAUCUCCUAAUUCUAGGCCUACAUCUCCAUUUUCAACAAGGCCUACUUCUCCACAAUUUAUUACUCCGAUAUUUUCUAAGAGUGCUAUUGACAACCUCAAAAAGACCAAUGAACUUUUGAAUCAAGAAGUGCUAAGAUUACAAGCUCAGGUAGAAUAUUUUAUAUAUGUCAUGUUAUGCUUUUUCUAAUUUUUCAAUUUGUUAAGAUUACCAUUUGAUUUUUAUUUGACAUCUGCACAUAGGUUAAAGGUUUAAGGCAAAGGUGUGAAGUUCAAGAUGUAGUAAUACAAAGAUAUGAAAAGAAGACUCAAGCAACAUCAGUAGAUGAAGAAGAGUCUUCAAAUUUAACAUUAGUAGAGCUUGACAAAUCUAUGACCACUAAGGUAUUCUUCUAUUUUGUUGUUAUAUGUUAGAAAUCUAGUUGUGCUAUUAACAUUAUUAAAUCUUUGUCAAAAGUUAUGUCAAUGUGAUCAAACAUCAUGAAAUAUAUUUAUUUCUUUACUAGAACAUAGAUUUACAAUUUUGAAGUAAUAUAGAACAUAUUUAUGAUUAAUAAGUGGAUAAAAUUUUCAAUUAAAAGGAGGUAAUUCUUGGCAUUUACUAGUCACAAUUAUACAAAUAUGAAAAACAUAUGAGUUUACAACUUUUGUACCAAUUUGAUUGAUCCAUAAUGGAUUGGUUAAACAUUUCAUUAGAGAGCCUAGUUUUUACUAUUAUGUGGGGUAUCCACUUGUACUUAAAGAAAAUUCUUUAAAAUUUCCCUAAGGGUUUUAACUAAAAAAAGAUUUUACAUUCUCAAGAUAAAAUGGGGAAGAAAUAGAACCUUCCUACUUUCACCAACGCCAUUUAUUAUUGUGAUCUAAUUAUAUGUUUCUCCUAAACUAAUGUCCCAAAAAGAUUUAUUAUAAACUUAUUUUAUCUAAUGACUAGUUUAGUUCUAUGACUAUGAAAUGAGAUUAUUUAUAACUAAGAAUUACUACCUCUAAUUUAUUUUAUAAUGUUUAUAGAAUUAAAUAUAGUCAACUUAGGCAUUACUUUAGUUUUUUUUUACUUUGGUAGACAUUAUUGCGUACACCAUUAGUUUUUUAUGUUCAUCAUGAAGGAAGUUCCUUUAUUUUCGUUUUAUUAUAUUUCAAGUUGCCUUUUGAUUUUGUCCAACAAGAAGAUGAUGAUUGAAAUAUUUUUCAAUUUUUUUGAUAAAUUAGAUAUUUUGUGUUGAAAACAUAAAUAACAUUUUUUAUGCAAUGAAAUGUUUUGCAGAAAAGGGUUGUGGCUACAGAAGGGAUGUUAGAUGCUACAAGGGAUUUUCGAAUUAUAACAUCACAAGUAGAGGGUUCAAAAAUAAAAACAAACAAUAGAAUUAGUCAACCAGACUUUUAUCAAGAUCAUAAAACUAUUGGAUCUAAUCAAGUUGAAAAUGAAAGAAUUGUGAACCUAGGCGACAUUGUUGACUCAACACCAAAUCAUUUUAGUAGUAUGAUGGUAGUUGGCCCUUUACCUGCAAGUCCAGUUGAAUCAAGCAGUCGAUCUAGAAGCCGUUCUGUGUCUCCUUUUUCAAAUCAUGUGUACGUUACUCGAUUAGAGAAUUUUGAUGCAAAGGAAGGCACACAAAAUGGAAGUAUGGAGACUGACCCUCGAUCACUUGAUAUUUCUAUGUCAAAAUACAACAAGGGAGGAAAGGAGGUUAUUGAACAAUUUGAGCCAGGUGUAUAUAUUACAGUCAUUCUACUUCAAGAUGGGACAAAAGUCUUCAAACGAGUAAGAUUUAGGUAUGUGCAUUCUUCCCUAGAUCAUUAUGAUUAUCAAAGGUAAAACUUAUUAUCAUUAUGCUGUUUUAUCUACUUGAAGAGGUUUCCAUGUGAGGUUCAUUAAUGCCUUAAUCUGUCAAAAUAUCACCCUUAAUAUUGAUCAUACUUGUCUAUGAGUGAAAUCAUUUCUAUUGAAUAAUAUGAAUGAUAUCUUGUCUACUUGAUAUAAUGAGACAUUCACUUCAAUAGUUUGGCAUGUGUUUGUAUAAUUAAUUAUAUUCCAUAUAUUUUGUGCAUAUGAUAGAAAAUCAUAAACAAUAAUAUCUCUCAACUAUGAUUAUAGUCUAUUUUAUUUUACAUUUUUUAAUAUCAAUUCUUGAUAGAUGAAAUUUUUUAAUGAGUAGAGUCACCUUUAUAAGUUGAAUACAUGUACACCAUAAAUAAAAUAUUCACUUGAUUAUUUUGUUAAGUUACUUAAUUGCCUAACAUGUAAUCAAUGGGUGAUGGGUGGAUUUAGGCCUACUUAGGUAGAUAUAAUUUAUUUAUUUGUAUACAAAGUUAUUUCUUUGAUCGCAUAAUUAUGUAUUGAGUGGUUUGCAUCAUUGACCAUUCUUUCAUGAUUUUCUUUAUUUUGAUGAUAAAAGUUAUAUACAAUAUAUGCAGUAAGAGAAGAUUUGCCGAGCAUCAAGCUGAAGAAUGGUGGAAGGCAAAUCAAGAUCAGGUCUUCAAAAAGUAUAUCCAUCCAAACACGCAUAUUGCACCAUCUACAUCAGCAUUACCCAUGUUAGGGCCUGACAAAGAUGAUGUUGCCCCAUCUUCAUUAUAG